Molecule: messenger RNA, 1970 nt
Organism: Lactuca sativa (garden lettuce)
Lineage: Eukaryota; Viridiplantae; Streptophyta; Magnoliopsida; Asterales; Asteraceae
Gene: ABCI8
Product: ATP binding cassette protein 1
Biological process (GO): iron-sulfur cluster assembly
Source: RefSeq, a predicted model, not a curated record
CAUACGAAUAUGCUGAAUUCAAGCCUUCCACACACCACAUAAAAACCAUAUCAUCGACUCUCUCGACUCUUCUAGGUUUUCAUCAGGCAUCUUCUGGUAAUUCGACCAUAUCAAUGGCUUCUCUCGUCACAAAUGGAGUCUUUUCAACCUUUUCUCCACAACCCAUCUCAGAAACCCCUAAAAUCUCAAAAGGAUCAUCUUCAAAAACCGAAAUUUCUUGUAAAACACCGAAGUCAAAGUCCCACAAUUCCAGGUUCUUGAAGCUCAGAGCUGAUGCAAAAACAAUCCAAUCAGAGACAGUCGCUGAAGGUAAUUCUUCAAAUUCAUCUUCAGUCGAUGACGACCCACUUCAGAAAUUUCUUAAAAGAGAUUACAAAUGGGGAUUCAGUCAAGAAAUUGAUUCGUUCACGAUCCCUAAAGGGCUUUCCGAAGAAACAAUCAGGCUAAUUUCAUCAAGGAAAAACGAACCUGAUUGGAUGCUUGAGUUUAGAUUGAAUUCUUAUCAUAAAUUCCUUCAAAUGACGGAGCCAAAAUGGUCCGAUAACGAUUACCCCAAAAUCGAUUUCCAAAACCUGUGUUACUAUUCAGAACCCAAAAAGAAACCAACUUUGAAUAGCCUCGAUGAAGCCGACCCAGAACUCCUCAAGUACUUCGACAAAUUGGGUAUCCCUCUAAGCGAAAAGAACCGUCUAGCAAACGUCGCUGUGGAUGCUGUUCUCGACAGCGUUUCAAUCGCCACAACUCAUAGAAAAACAUUAGAGAAAUCCGGGGUAAUCUUUUGUUCAAUUUCCGAAGCCAUUAAAGACCACCCGGACAAAGUCAAAAAAUAUCUAGGAAAAGUCGUUUCCUCAGAUGAUAACUUCUACGCUGCUUUGAAUUCAGCUGUAUUUAGUGACGGAUCCUUCGUAUACAUCCCUAAAGACACCAAAUGCCCGAUGCAAAUCUCAACUUAUUUCCGUAUAAACGCCAUGGAAACCGGUCAAUUUGAACGAACUCUUAUCAUAGCAGAUGAUCGAAGCUUUGUUGAGUAUCUAGAAGGUUGCACUGCUCCUUCUUAUGACACGAAUCAGCUCCAUGCAGCUGUUGUUGAACUCCAUUGUAACGAAGAAGCUGAAAUCAAAUACUCCACAGUUCAAAACUGGUAUGCGGGUGAUGAAAACGGGCGGGGCGGGAUCUUUAACUUUGUGACAAAACGUGGCCUUUGUGCGGGUCGAAAAUCCAAGAUCUCUUGGACCCAAGUGGAGACCGGGUCUGCAAUUACAUGGAAAUACCCGAGUGUUGUUUUGGAAGGUGAUGAUUCUGUGGGUGAGUUUUAUUCGGUUGCUUUGACUAAUAAUAUGCAACAGGCGGAUACGGGUACAAAGAUGAUUCAUAAGGGGAAGAAUACAAAAAGUCGGAUUAUUUCAAAGGGGAUUUCAGCUGGAAAUUCAAGGAAUUGUUAUAGGGGACUUGUUCAGGUUCAAUCAAGAGCUGAUAAUGCAAGGAAUUCUUCUCAAUGUGAUUCUAUGCUUAUUGGUGAUAAAGCUGCUGCUAACACUUACCCUUACAUCCAGGCGAAAAAUCCAUCUGCACGAAUAGAACAUGAAGCAAGCACUUCGAAAAUUGGAGAAGACCAACUCUUUUAUUUUCAGCAAAGAGGGAUUGACUAUGAACGUGCCAUGGCUGCAAUGAUUUCUGGGUUUUGUAGGGAUGUUUUCAAUGAGCUUCCAGAUGAAUUUGGUGCUGAAGUCAAUCAGUUGAUGAGCAUAAAGCUUGAAAACUCAGUUGGUUAAACACACACACACACACACACAAUCAUGGAAAAAGCUUUCAGUUUUUCAUCUUCUGUUGGAUAAGUAAGGGUGUUUGUUUCACUUGUCAUGAUGUGUAAAUGAAUCGGGUUGUGUAUACAUGUAAUGUCAUCCAUAUAAGCAUACAUUCCACAUUCACAGAUUGUUUUUCAUAUAUGGGUAGUCGUUUUUUUUCCGGAA